Messenger RNA from Podarcis lilfordi (Lilford's wall lizard), 29481 nucleotides. The record is from the annotation of a GenBank genome assembly. NCBI's taxonomy places the organism in Eukaryota, Metazoa, Chordata, Lepidosauria, Squamata, Lacertidae.
CCCGCCAUCAGAAGCAAGUCACUACUGACGCGCGCGGGCGUGGACCUCAGGACUUUUCCUUUGGAGAUAAAUCGCGCAUCUCCCCAUUCACCUUUCUAUUCACCGCUGUCUCCGGGCGGCUGAGUUCGGGAGCUCCGCCCCCGAUUUGCCGCCGGCGGCUGGAUUGGUUCCUUUCGCUUCCGAUCGGAGGAGCCGAGCCUGUCGAUGCAGUCGUCGUCCGGGGGGGCUGCUGCUGCUAAGCGGAAAACAUCUGUUGCUGAAGCUGCGCUAGGGACGACGGGCGCUGAGCCUCCGGGAUCAGCCGGAGAUAUGCCGGGGGACUCGUGGGCCAACAAGCGGGGCUCCUACGAGCGCCUCCGGCCCUUCAACCAAAAGGUAAUUGCAACGCCCAUAGAUGGGUUUUGCAUGGUGUUCGGGGGGAGCGCGCACGCGUAAAACUAGGUGAUUCCAGGCGGUGGGGCUGUUUCAGGAAAUCAUUGCCCUUUAGCUUCCAAAAGCACUCUCCAGGCUCCAACACACACGCACGCGGAAGGUUGGGCUGGGAAAUCCUAAGAGACCCCGAGAAUAAAAAAAAAAAAGGUGGAUGUGGUUUUUCUCCAGAAAGACAUCCUGUGUCCUCCAGCUAGUUAUUCUGAGUAUGCUUUGUGUUCAGAUAGGUGCUGGGAAGGACCCCUAGGGUGCUGUGGUUAAAAUGCUAAGAGGCUCAAGGGGACAGGUUAGGAUACAGGCUGCGUCUGGGCAAAGCAUAAAGGGGGGGGGGUCAAAGGCAGCCGAAGAAAAUGAGCUGCUCCUCUCUGCACUGGCUGGGCCUGGAGGCAGAAGCUUACACCUGUAUGAAUCAAGGUCUCAAGCAGCUUCCUAGCUUGAUCGGGUGAGCCCUUUGCAUUCUGAAAGUUUUGUUUUUCUGCUGACAGCUUGUAAGCAUAAAGACCCAGAAGAGUUUAUAAACAGAUAACUUCUUAUUUGUGAUCUCACAAGUACAGUGGUCCCUCAGGUUACAGAUGCUUCAGGUUACAGACUCCGCUAACUAAGAAAUAGUACCUUGAGUUAAGAACUUUGCUUCAGGAUGAGAACAGAAAUCGUGUGGCAGCAGCAGGAGGCCCCAUUAGCUAAAGUGGUCCCAUUAGCUAAAGAACAGUUUCAGCUUAAGAACGGACCUCCAGAAUGAAUUAAGUUCUUAACCCGAGGUACCACUGUACCUGGAAGUUGCACGCACCCUCAGAUAUGGAAGACCUCCUGUUCUCUCAUGUUUGCUAUCUGGGCGGUGAGAGUACUGGAUGGAAAGGAUAACAUACUCUGAAUGCCCUUAAAUGAGUUGUUAGUCACUUUGGCUCUUGACACAAAGGGCUGAAAUAGAAUUGAAGCAGAUUAGUUGUGAUCAGAUUCCCUAUCUGGAAAGGCACCUGAAAGGAGGUAGGGUUGGAACUGAAUUGCGGUUGAGGUGCUGCUUCUGCUGCUGGGGAUGCUUGAUUAAUCCUUUUGCCCCAUUCCAUUGUCCUGAUCAAAAUCGCACACAUCUGUACACACAUCCCAAACUGUUACUAACUCUGCUGAUUCAAGUAAUGGGGCUCUGAGAAGCUGAGAUUUAAGGAAAGAGUGUGCAAAGGAGGCAGGUUUCCAAAUAGAAGCAGAAGCAGAGAGUUUGGAAAAAAGGAAGAAUUGAGAACAUUUUUUGGCAAAAAAUAUGUAUGUCGUAGACAGACUGGAUUUCCCCUAAGCCCUAUAACUUUUGCCUGCCCUAAACCUCUUUACAGAACCAGCCAUUGUGAUUUUGGUUGGAACUACAAUACUUGAUUCAGUCAUAGUUCCUUCAGUCCCUAUUGUUUAAGUAUGUCUAUAUGUAUGUGUUUUGGCAUGCAUACGAAAAAUAAAAGAUCUAGAAAUGUAUCUUCCCUGGAGUGCCCCACAGUUUGAUGACAUUACAGAAAUAAUAAUAUGCAGAUUAGAAUGGUGUGUGUAAUUCUUAUUUCAUAUAAAUCUGAUAGCAAAGUUGUAGACUUCUUCUGAAUUUCACUUUUUUAUAUAUAGGCUAGACACAGAGAGAAGGCUUUAGCCUAGUUUUUUCUUGUUUGCUUUUUUACAGAAAUGCAGUCCUGAAGAAAGUGCUUCCUUUUUAAGCAAGAUAACAUAUUCCUGGUAUAGCAGGUACAAACGUUAUAUAUGUUGUUUUAAAUUUACCAUAGAGGUCCUUGUGCUUAACCAGAAACUGGAAAGAUAGGAAAGCUUUUAAAGCCUUGCCUUAUAAAUUAUUAAAGGUUCAUUUAUUUGUUUGAAGCCACACACACCUCAGAACAAAUACAUGCUUCCAUGUAGGUCUGGAGCUUUGGUAAUAAUAAACUGGAGAAACAUGUCCCACAUUGACUUAUCACCCUUUCACAGAGGCCUUAUGCCUCUGAAUACCUAAGUUGCAAGGAACAACAGGUGUGCAGAGUGCUGUUGUGCACAGGCUUCUUGCAUACUCACUUCCCAAAGUCAACAGAACUCAUACUAAGAUUUUUUUUAAAAAAAAAUUUUUAACUCCUCUUGGAGAAGUUGAAACAUCUAAUGUUGCUAGAUGAGUCAGUCAUCACUAAGUAUUAUGUUAAUUACCCGUGGUGGUUUUGCACUCUUUACAUCUUUUAAAUCUUUACAUCUUUUAAAUACUGGCGGCAAAUGAGAUAUUAAUAUAAGCUGCAACUCUCUGUGUAGCUGCGUGUGCUUGUGUCUCGUACAUGUAUAUGCAUGCAUAGGACUGCAGGCCAUUGUACAAGACUUGGGAUGGCCAUCAGCUGACCAGACAAUGAUUUAAUGAUCAGCAGGCUGUCACUCCUGUUUAAGAUACUUCUUUAUAUAGGCCACAGUGCUGCUUUCCCCCAGCUCUGCCUCUUUCAAACUUCCUGUUCUUCCUGAUACUGGCAAUUUUCUCUGUUGGGAGACGCAUAGUAAUGUUGUCUACAGUAUUGAACCUUUGACAUAUUCUUUAAGGAUGUUGCCUCUGAGGAAUUUUCCUCAGGCCGCACUUCUUGAUGUGUUCUGUUCUGGAGCCAUCUUGUCACCUGUCUCCCUGCUGUUGUCAGAAUGGUCAUUUUCUUGUCACUGGUUUACAGUGAAUGAGCAGCAUGCUGCUACAUGUAGCCUGAACUCUCCCAUUUUGCCUCUCCCUUGGCAUCUGCGGGAGAAACCAAUCGUGGAGCUGCAAUCUAGGCUGGCUCCUCGUGAUAAACCAACCAGGGAUCCUGGUUAGUUGCUCCCAAACAAGUCAGGAUUCAUCAGCCAACAACAAAUUAUGGUCUUAUUUCUUCUGCUUGUGCCAGGAAAGUAGCAAAGGGGGAGCAAUUGGGGCUGCGUAAAGCAGCACACUGUUGGUUCAUAGUAAACCAUGAUAAGACAGUAAGUUCUGUCUUGCGUGCUGUGCUUCCCUCACAUUUGAAUGCUCCUUUGGCUUUAUUUUCAUAAGCUAAAAUGUAAAAUGCAGUUGUAAUUACCCAUAGUGUAGAACCUCUGACUUUUUUUGGAUUGUGUGAGCAAGUUUGACCCCUGUUCCUAUUUUCCUGCAUACUUCUAAAGCAUGCCAUGGAGGUUUCAUAAGUGUUCACAGGACUCACAGGGGAGUGAGUAACCAACACUAUUUCCUUUUAUUAUUAUGGAAGCAAAUCACACGGAACAUUUCCCCUGUGGUCACUUUGUUGAUUUGACAGUGUUUUAUAGGAGAUGUUGCAUGGAACAGGGAACUAGAUUUUAACUAUAGAAAUAAGCACUUUCUCAAUUCUCUUUUCACUCCUUUAUGUUUUACUAUCUUGUUGGUUGUUACUUAUCUUUGAACUGUUUUGUGAUUAACUUGUCUUUUAACAGAUUUAUAACUUUAGGCUAUAAGAAACCACUGGAAAGGGAAGACUUGUCUGAGCUCAUUGAAAGUGUUUCAUCCUACAUUGUGUGUCCAGAGUUUGAAAAGCAUUGGAGAAAGGAAGUAUUUAAAAAAUCCAAGGACGUAAAGGUAAUUCUGAUGACAAUAAAAAAGAUGUCCCUGAAAGAAGCCAUGGGCUUCCAGAGGCAAGAUUUAUAACCUGACCUUGAAGAACAGGAAUGACUUUUCAUCUCAUAAAGAACUCCUGUGUGACACAUGCAUAAGCUGCUGUUGCUUCUCCUUUCACCUGUUUUCUCCACCCAGUCUGUCUCUGUAGAUUGCAAUACCUGUGUGAUGCUUGCUCAAAAUGUUUCCCUGGAAUGAACACCUGAUCUCCUCAAUAGAUACAUGAUUUAAUGCCUUAGAUGAGUAAUCCCUUAGGUGAAUCACACAAUUUAUACCCUCCAUGUACAGUGAGAACUGACCAUCUGAAGCAGAAUGAUGCCUUUUAGAGUUUAUCCAUGUUGCCUAGGCAACUACUGGAAAUCUGGUAACAACCAAUUUAAGCGUGUUGCUAGGAGUGAACAUUGAUGUUCCUUUGGAAGCUUGAUGCUCGCCACCACACAUACAAAUUGUGUCGCAGCAAACAUGUAUGUGGAGCCACUUUUAAAAUGUUACUGUACAUUUAUUUGUUUUAGAAGGGUUUUCUUUUGUUGUAGGCAAACAGCAUUUCCAUAUUUUCAGAUCUCAUAUCUGUUUAAUCCACAGGCUCCUGCUUACGAAGAUGUGACAAAAAAGCCAAUUUCCCAAAAGCCAUCUCUCCUUUCACCUCUAUGGCAAACAUUUAAAUUUUUAUUGAUCAAGGUGGCUAUUCUGAAAGUUGCAACUGAUUUUUUAGCUUUCCUGAGCCCACAGAUUAUGAAGUAAGUUUGCAAAUAUGCCUUAAUAUCAAGCUGGCAGAUCCAGGUGCCUUGGGCUUUUCCAGAUCUUCCUGUUGCUUGGUUGAAUUUUCUUGCAAAAAUCUCACAAAUGUAUCUGUAUGUUGAGAGAUAAAUUAAUACAAAUUAUAUGUAAUAUUAAUUAGCUGGAAACCAGCUAAUAGCUUGAAGGAGGACUACUCUUCCUAGUAAUUGGCCUGGAAAAUCUGGACCAUUGACAGUAAAAUCUGACCUCCUCCAGCUGUUUAAUUACAUACAUUUGUCAUACCGCUUUGUUUACUUUUAAAUAAUAUGCUUUUUAAAAUCUCAAGUAUUAUUUGGCUUGAAGGAGAUGGUUUACCAAUUGUGCUUCUUGCAUGUUGAUACAUUUUCAACUUGAAUGAAAUGCAGGCAGAAUUUGCAUAGUUCGUUGAAGUCAGAGAUAUGUAGUCUGCGUUUAAGACAUUGGAUUAACCUGAUGUUAUCACUUUGGGUACCGCUGCCAUCACAUGCAUAUGUCUGUCAGAUAAUGUUUGUGGGUUAAUUGUUAGCAGCUUAUGAUUAACUGUGGGCUGUAUCCAGUGGUUAGUUUGUGCUAGCAAUGAGGUUCUUCUGUUUAUGCAAGGUGGAGCACCUGGCUCUCACUUAUUUCCCUCGCCUACUGCAUCUUUCUCUAUCAUAUCUGAUAAUGUUCCAGAGCAUCCUUUGGUAAUCAAGAGCAGCUCAGUAGAUAGGGAGGGUUGGUGACAUCAGGUAUCUUUCCUUGUGAAAGCAGAAGUACAGGUAAGAGCCAUAUGCCCUACUACUACUAUAGUUGCAACCUGAUUUUUUAAAAAAUUGUCACUGAUUAUGGAACUUGGUUAAAUUUGCAUAUGGAUAACAAUAUUUCUGGCACAUAAAUAAUAAUUCAUUUUUUAGAUUACUACAUGUAGUGUAACUGCCAUCAGCUUAGGAAAAUCUGCUUCCUUCUGCAGUUAAAGGAGGAAUACCUUUUUUAGGAUGGUGGCUGCCAUUUUCAAUUUUUAAAAGGACAUGUAUUAAAAAAAAUAUGCUGCCCAGUUCAUUGUUGACACCUAUUUAUCAAUUAAAGGCUUUCAGUUAAUUAAACUUUGCAGUCCUCUUAUCACAGUUAACUCUGCUAUUAGUGCUGCUCAGUUUAGGAAUUAUCCUGCCCCUGUCAGUGACAUAUGGAGACUGGGCAACCUGUGCAAAUGCAUCAGAGUAGUUUCUGGAAUCUGCUGCCAGAUAGUUGCAGUGAGAGGCAUAUUUCUAUGCUUUCGACAUGAUGGUUCCCUCUGCCUCCAUAUGCAAAGGCCACACUCAUCCGCUGUAUAUGCUAAGCAUUCUUGGAGCACAUAGCAUUUCCUACACUUAGGAUGCAGCCUUUGAAGGGGUUCUGUGUUCAGGGUGGGAUGCUGCAGAUCAUAUGGAUUGUGUCCCAGGAGCUGAGAAGAUAUUGGCUGAGAGGAUGGUGGCCACCCUUCAGCCAGCUUACCCAUUGCCUUCAUCUGCUCCCAGUCAUGGGGAUGGCCUGGCACAGUGAAGCCCACCUAGGCAUGACAUCCAGCUGGUCAGGACCUGGGUGAAAAUUGGCAUCUUUGUUCAGUGUCCUCCACAUUCUAGGAACAAGAUAAACAUCACCCAGGUGUUCCUGGUUUUUCAACUAAGUGGAUCUAAUGAAAGUUGGAAGCUGAUUCACUGUGUUAUAUGAAUAGGAAUAGGAUCAUAAUUUGCUUUAAGAAUAAAAUAAAAUGAACUUUGCUGUUUUGCAUUGCAGGGAAAUGAUUCUGUUGUGUGAGCAUUCCUCUGCUCCACUCUGGAAUGGCUAUGGGUAUGCAGUGGCUCUUCUGCUUGUGGUUGUUAUGCAGACGCUAAUCCAACAGGCCUACCAGCGCCUUAACUUGCUUACUGUUGGGAAAAUUCGAACUGCCGUCACUGGCCUUGUAUACAAAAAGGUAAUCUCUGCUGUCUGUCCAUAUUGGGGGUGGGGGCAAUGAUGCCUGCAGAAGGGAACUCCCCACUGCCCCUUCCACAUUUCAUUCCUCCCAAUCCUUGGGAUGUGGGCAGGGGUUCGUAGUAGUAGGCCGUUAUCGGGAAAAUUGGACAGAGGCAGCCUGCACAAGUGAAUCCAGCUUGUUCAAGCUGCCUUCCCAAUUCCCCCUGCCUUUCAUUUGAGGUCUUCCGUUCAGGUUCCAGGGUCCUCAGGACAGACCUUUCCAAGGGGGCACUUAGAUCUGCCUUGGGGAACAGAAGGUGAGGAAUUUCUUUUGCUUAUGUCUCCUCCAUCAGUUCUUUCAGAACUGAGUGGCAGAUGCUCUGGUUAAAAACCCAAGUCCACACAUUUUCAAAAAGUGUUCAAUCUGGUAUUUUCAGCUUUUGGGAAUGGGUAGGAGACAAUGAGGACUGGAAGGUGAACAGGCUUUUUGAGCUGUUCCACUGAUUUAUAGAAAGUUCAGAUACUGACAUCAAGUAAAUUCUUGCAAAGUGGAUAACAUAAAUCAGAGAUGGGGAACCUUUGGUGCAUGGGGCAGUCUUGAUCUGCCAGGGCUUCCAGUUUGGCCUUCCAGGCUGUUAUUCUAAAACCAUGUCCACUUGUCAAUCAGGUGAUGUUAACCAGUGGGUGGGGGUUCAGUCCUGUUUGGUUCAGCUGCACACACUAGUUCCCCAGAUGAAGCUGAUCCCAGCAGAAAACAAAACUGAGCGCUGACCCAUCCAUUGAUGCAUGGGGAAUUCCAUCCUGCUUGGUUAGGGUGUGCUGGCCACUUCCCAAAGGGAAGCGGCUGAUAUACCCAUACCCUGUAGAAAGUAAGCUUGAACUUCCCACACAUUAGCUGAUGUGUGGGGAGUUCAGUUCUGCUUUGUCACUAUCUCCCUUCACUCCUAUGGGUCAGCUUUGACAAGUGGGUGGGACUAUGCAUAUGUCAAUCAUUUGUCAUCAUUAUGAUGUCAAGUGAUUGAGAAAUGGGUGGUCCCACCCACCUGUCAGAGCUGGCCCAUGGGAGUUGAGGGGAGAUAAAGAUCUGCCCCCUGGUCAAAAAGGUUUUGUCACCCCUGAACUGCUAGUGGAAACAAGAAAUUCUAGCAAAUAUUUCAAAGGUUCUAGUCUUGUUCCAAUGUGCAUAUGGAAUUUCCUUGUAUAUAAGUUUCCUCAUUCAUUUUAAUAGUGAAUGCAAAGUUCUGCUGGACUGGAUUGAUGGAGGCAUACUUAAGUUUUAAAAGCAUUCCCAUAAAUCCAUCCAGAUAAUUUAAAGUGGCCAUCUUUUAUGGUUUUGUAUCACAAUGGUAGGACUAUUACAAAAUGUGUUUCCAGAAUAUUCAUUAUACCAUCUGUCUUUCCUUGGCUGCAGGGUUUAAAUUUAUCUAGCUCUUCAAGAAAGAAGUAUACAACCGGGGAAACUGUCAACUUGAUGACAUCAGAUAUCCAGCAACUCACGGAACUGGCAGUCAACCUCAACCUCUUAUGGUCAGCCCCCUUUCAGAUCCUCCUGGCCAUUACCUUCCUUUGGCAAGAGCUGGGCCCCUCGGUGCUAGCAGGUGUUAGUGUGCUGCUUUUGGUGUUACCAGCCAAUGCUUUUUUUGCUGCCAAAGUCAAGCAGCUGCAGGUAAGGAAUUUCAGUUGGACGUACCGUAGAAAGUUGUUGCAUUAUAGGGAGAUGAUCAUUUUAAUUUGAAUGGGUUGCAUCCUGAGUUAGGUAAGUAAGUAGAAACACUGAGGCUUUCCCAGCCCUUGAUCCCAUUGUUGUCCCUUCAUGCCCACCCAAGAGCAGCAUUAACUUCAGGGCAUGAUGGCACUCGACAGUGAGCAGGAGGUCUCCCAAAUGCAACAGGUCUGGCACAUUACAUGUCAAAGCUAAGUGUGAAGCUACCUGAGGAAAGGUUGGGUUUCUAAGAGAGGUUGGGGUGUUUUAUGUGUAGCGUAAGACAGUAGUCAUCCUAGAAAUAAUUUAUCUGUCCAGUGACAGGUUUGAAGUGUGAAGUUGAAAAAGAUCUUAAAUAUCUCAGUAAGGAGUGUCUGUUUGAAACAAAGUGCAGUGUAGCAACUAAGCUAUCUUUGAGUGCAAACACAUAAUGUUCUAGUUGUGCUCCAAAGGUGCCUUAUCCUUACUUAGAUCCUCUGGGUUCCCCUUCAUCUAAUUAUAAUAACUUACUGCUGUUAAGCAUAAACCCUACCACAAACACUUAAUUGAAGACCUUUAUUAUGGGAAUAAAGGGAAAGAUUUAUCUCAUAAUACAUCUAGCGCAUUACCCAGCACCCAUCUUAAGUGAGGGUGUCUGUCACACAGGUCAAUGUCCCAAUUGCUAAAUGAGAUUUAUUGAAUCUUCUAUCUUUAUAAUGCUUAUUUUUAAAAAAUAAAAUAAACAAAGAAGUUCAGUCAUCUACCAGUGUAAGUAAAUACUACAGUUAUUCUGCCUGAAACAUUAUUGAUUUGCAUUCUCAUCGGCUGUAUUAGUUGUGGGAUAUUAAACAUAUAUGUGCUAUGCAGCAUAAAAAAGGAACCUUUAAUCCUAUAACCUUUCUUAAUAAACUUUAUUGUUUUUCAGAAAAGUCAAAUGAAGAGUAAGGAUCAGCAAAUUAAACUCCUAAGUGAAAUCUUGCAUGGAAUAAAGGUAAGACAGAUAAUGAAUCUGUAUACUUGUUUAGUCUGAUUAUGGAGGACAAUAUAUAUGUCUCAAUUCAUAACCACAUGUAGAUUAUUUUGAGCUAAUUUGAUAAUAGAUUAUGCACUUUGCCUUUUCUGAACAAUUAUUGUUAUUAUGAUUCAUUCCUUUUUUCACUAUCAAAAAUGUGAAAUUUUUCAGGAAGAUGACUGUCACAUCAUUCAUUCAGAGUCUGGACUGGGCAAGCUUCUCCCAUAUAGUGUGCUGCAUCACAGCCAGGAAAUUUCAAUGCCCUAAUUGAUAAAACUAAGCCUAAGUGCAUGCAACUGAAACAGCCACAUAUUACCUGUUUAGCCCUCUUUAGACCUGCCUCCCUUCCCCUUCCUUUCCUCUGCUUUUUCUCUUGUGUUACAUCUUAGAUUGCAAGUGCCUCAGGGCAGCAACUUGUCCUCUUGUAUGCCAUAAAGUGUCAUAGCACACUGAUGGCACUAGAGAAAAAACUAAUUGCAUCAAGCAGAGGUCCUUCCAUUCACCAUAUACAGUAGAAUGUCCCUGCCUGAAAAAGAAUGGACUACCUGAUCACUUUGUGUCUCUUAGGAAAGAGUCUCUGUUUGAGGUAAAUGUCAAACUGUGAUGGUGUUCUCCGAUAUAGAAUGGAAACGUUGCCUCUGCAUGGGUUUUAUGAGGAACUGCUACACAGCCUACUUUUCACAUCAAUAUGAGGGGUGUGUGUGCAUGUUUUGCACUUUAAAUGUACUAUAAUAACACACGUUUGAGCAUAAAUUUGUAUUUCACAAUAUUGCUAACAGGUGCCAGUGUUUCAAAAUGUACAUCUCUGUUUAGAUUCUCAAGCUAUACACAUGGGAGCCAUCAUAUCAGAAAAAGAUUGUGGACAUUCGGGAACGUGAAAUCGAUGUUUUGAAAUCCUCUGGUUACCUGACAACGUUCUCCAUGUUGACGUUGACUUGUAUCCCUUUCCUGGUGUGUUUUAAUGAAAUAGCACUCAUUUAUACAGUUGGGUAAUUAUAUAUCCUACAUCUUGCUGGGUGCAAGACAACCCUGCUGAUAAAGAACCAUUUUGCCACCAUUAAGAAUGUGUGGUACAUAUCCAAGUUUUAUCACAAGCUGGUGCAAAAACCACAAGUGUAUGAAGUAAUUUUUCUGCAUUUGUGCAACAAAUGGAGCAAUUUAUUUAAAAUAAAUUUCCUGAUUACAAAGUAGGGUUUUGUUUUCAUGCUCAGAUUUUAAUUUGAUGUAACAAGAAAGUAAGGAGUUUGAGUGGGGAAAUUCUGAAGAAAACAUGGUGGAAGCAAAAUAAAAUUUUAAGGAAAGUCUGGGAAAUUAUAUGAAUGGAAGAACAAUUUAGGACCCAACCCAAUGGGUCUAGUUUAAGCUUAGUUUGGAAUAUAAUGCUAGUUGUUAGGUAAGACUUAUAGUGCAUUUAUUCUGCUAUAACUUUGCAGUUCAUUUUGAAUGUAUAAGUUCCAUUUUAGCAUUGCAGCCUAAUGCUGUUUUGGCUUUAGCUAUAGGACAAAUCGAUACUAUCUGCAUAGCAAAUAGUCCAAAGUGUGCAUUACUUAUAUACUUGCUUUCUCUAUGAAUAUGAAAGUCUUCAACUUUCAGUUGGAAGUAAGGUAAACUAAGUGAAAUGGCACUUAAGAAAGCUUGGUUUUUGCUAGUGGUUUCUGCCAAGGAAACAUGUUGAAUUGAGUUGUUUCCUGUCAGUCAUGCUGUUUAUAAACAACAAACUAAAGCACUGUUCAGUUAGUACUACUGAAAAUUGAGCUCUUAACCUAUGGGGGGAACCCCAUUACUUCUUUCUCUUAAAGGUCUCUUUGACUACAUUUGGAGUCUAUUUUCUGUUGGAUGAAGAAAAUGUUUUAACCGCUGCUAAAGUGUUUACUUCUAUCUCUUUGUUUAAUAUUUUACGACUGCCUUUGUUCGAUUUGCCUACAGCGAUUUCUGGAAUAGCUCAGGUAAAUAUACUGUUUGAGCAUAUGUUAUAAAUGAUAUUUGUGGUACUUAAAUAACAUUUAAUAAUGUGCACAUUUUUCAUCUUUUAGUUAACAUUUAAAAUGUGUUGGUUCAUGCUGCUAGAUAAAAUUAUAAGGGACUUUGCUAAAGUGAUGUGCAUACUUUAAAACACAUACUAUUCCCUUUAUCUUGGGGGGGGGGAGGGAGUUUGAUGAAUCUCUUAGCACAUCCUGAAAGUUGGGGCCAGACCUGUUUGUUUUAACAAUUGCAUAUAGAGCAGGAAGGGAACAACCCUGGAUUUUAGAGAAAAUUUGAUGUAUGAGUGUGGAAAGCCAAACUCAUAUGGCAUCUACCACUUACUUCCCUGUUGCUAUUCUCCCUAUACAAGUGCAUCUGCCCUCUGUUCAGUUGCCAGAGGAAAUAAGCAUCAAGGGUGGGGCGGAGGUAUAGAUUGCCUAAAAACUGAAUCACAAGCGGAAGGGCCAAGAAUGCCCUUCCCCCUCUUGUUUCUCUUUUUGCUCUAAAUAUUGUACAAACAUACAGUGGUACCUCAGGUUAAGAACUUAAUUCGUUCCAGAGAUCUGUUCUUAACCUGAAGCACCACUUUAGCUAAUGGGGCCUCCUGCUGCUGCUGCCGUGCCGCCGGAGCACGAUUUCUGUUCUCAUCCUGAAGCAAAGUUCUUAACCCAAGGUACUAUUUCUGGGUUAGUGGAGUCUGUAACCUGAAGCGAAUGUAACCUGAAGCAUAUGUAACCCGAGGUACCACUGUACUUUUUAAAUAGUUGGGGGUAGGUUUGAAUUUUAAACAAAUGACUUCCACUAUUAGAAUAAUUUUGGCUUUAAGAUCUCAAUUUCCUGAAAACUAGCCAUUACCAGCCAACUAUCUUGUAAGGGCUUAAGCAUGAGAGUCCAGUGAUAACGAGUGUGACACCCUGACUCAUAGGGUUGCCAUAUGUACUCCUUUUCCAGGACAUGCCCUCUUUUUCAUGGGUAGAGUCGUCAUUGCAAUCCAUACUUAAAAAUAGAAUUUGGCAAAUGUGUCCUCCUUUUUGCUUGUCAAAAUAUGGCAACCCAAAUUAGGCUGGCCCCCUUCAGUAAUGAUUUUUAUCUGAGCAGUAAAGGCUUUCUAACGUUUUGACAUCUUUUGAUUCCUACCUGUUUCUGAAUUUGUUUUAUUGCGUUGUUUUAAUGCUCUUUUUAUCAUUUAACUGUUGUAAGUCACUUUGAGAGCCCAAAGGUGAUGUAUAAAGGAUGUUGCAAAUGAGGUACCUUCUGUGAUCAUGAUGCUUUACCUUUCAUUGCCAGCAGUGCUGCAAGCUACAUUCAGCAAUGAAUUACUAAAUCAAAAUCAGAGCGAAAACAGAUGAAUACUUAAUGCAGCCUUCCUUAGUCUGGUGUUCCCUAGGCGCUUUGGGCUAGAACUCCUCUCAGCCCCAUCUAGUCCACCCAGAAGGCACUAUAGGAUUGCUGUCUUAUUGUAAGGAAGUAGAGUGUACUCUGUUUACUAGACCCUAUAGAAAACUAGCACCCCACGUGGCUAAAGAAAAGCAUAUGGGACACUUUUGCAAAGAAACAGUGUGUUUUCAGCCUCAGGCUAACUGUAAGCAGUGCAGUGUUAUUUUGCUUUUGGAAAUAGCAAAAAAUCUCUGCAUGGGUUUGUAAUGUCCAUUUUGUAAAAUCUAAAUUGACUAAGCGUGCACCUGUUUUUGCAGACAAAGGUUUCUUUAGUUCGUUUAGAUGAUUUUCUGUCUUCUGAAGACCUCAACCCUCAAAACAUCCACACAGAUUACAGUGGGGGUAAGCUUUUCAUCUGUUUCCAGUAUAUGACUGAUGCUUGAGAACUUGGGCUGAAGAGUCUGUGUCUGUUAACUUGAGUUGUUUUGUUUCUGAACUUCAAGAUCAUGCAUUUAGAUUUGUUAACGCCUCUUUCCGCUGGGAGAAGAUUGGAGCUCCAACCUUAAAUAAGUAAGAAACAAACUAUAUUUACAGUCCAAUGCAAAAAUCUGUAAUCAUGUGCUAAGGUCAAUGUCCUGAAUUCUGGGGUUGAGUGAUCAAAUGAAAAGGAGAACUCAUACAUCCUAUAGUGAGGGGGAACUGAGGGGAAAAACCUUAUUGGGAAGGGAAAGAAUCUCUGAAAGGGCAAAUAGUUGGAAGAUCAGAUUUGCAGGCAACAUUAGUACAGGUAGCUCUGCAUUUUUCAUAUGCACUACAUCUGACAGCAGCUAUGAGAAUGGUCCUGGCAUCCUCUUCUGCCUAAAGCAAAUAAUCAUGUGUUGCACAAACAGGAUAUCCAGGAUAUAAGAGCUGUGCCUUAAUUUGGAGUCUGCUGGUUAUUAAACAAGGUGAAAGCUCAGUUCCUGUAUAAGGUCAUCUAAUUCAAACCCCAGUUGAUUCAGACAACUCACUAGUAAAGUAUCUCUCAUCUAACCUCUGUUUAUAUACCUCUACUGAAGAAGAAGAGUUCACCACCAUUUGAGGCAGUCUGCUCCACUAUCAAACAGCUCAUACUGUCAGGAGGUUCUUAAAUAUUUACUUGAAAUUCUUUUUCUUGUAAUUCAAACCUAUUCAUUUGAGUCCCAAGAAAUUUACUCCAUCAUCUAUGUGAUAGCCCUUUUAGUAAUUGAUAUACAGCCAUGAUCCCUCACCCUUAAGUUUUCCCACAUCACCAACAGUAGUUAUGUGUGUGUAUAUAUAAUAGGUGUGUGUCUGUUGUACAUCCACAACAAAACAAAGGAACUGCCACGAUCUGUACGGAUGGCAUGUUAAAACAUUAACUUGGGUCCACCGGUAAACAGUAAAACAUUUGCCAGGUUCACCAGAGACUUGCUGCUACAAAAUGAAUUUGGGCACUCUGUAGAUGUGCCAAAAGCAUUUGAAGAUGUGGUUACUCACUCUCCAUGGAUACCCCCCUGCCCCAUGUUUCACACAUGAGCUAAUAAAAGGGGCCAUAUGAAACAAACUUUAACUAGAUGAGGAUGGGAAUGGUAAAAUGUUGAUGGCUGAGAGUGUAAUCUGAGAGGAAUGGAUGGCGGCUUCUAGCUAUGAUGUGUGCAAAGCCUGUGGAAGGCCCUGGAGCAGAGACAACCCUUAUUGUGACAGCAUGCAGUGGUGACUGAAACACUAGGAAGCUCUGCAGGAAGCUUUGCAACCCAGGUGACCCAAAAGUACAAGGAGGGCAGGAUAUAGCUUGCUAUUGAGUGAGGAGUCUUAUUCUUCAGAACAACCAUUAAAUAAAUUCUACUUCUUUCCUUCAAUAUUUCUAGAUUGAACCUAGAGAUCCCAGAAGGUUCACUGGUUGCUGUUGUGGGUCAAGUAGGAGCUGGAAAAUCAUCUCUCCUUUCUGCAGUUCUGGGAGAAAUGGAAAAAACAGGAGGAACUGCUCAGAGAAAGGUAAAAUGAGACUGUUUUGCCUUCAGAUUAUUUUCAUUUUGAAAAUGUUUAUUGUUUGAAAGUGUAUUUUUUUCUGUGUAUUUGAGUCUUUGAAAAAUUGCAGUAUUUUUUUCAUAUUACCUUUUAACAGGGUUUUUUUUUUAAAAAAGGGAAAAAACUCCUGUGGCUCUUCUUGAACUCUCAAAAAUUCAUUGUUUCUCUACAUUGAAAAGGGUUUGAGCCAGUCCUACUGUAGGCUUAUUCUAGUAGUAUAGCCUGAAUAGAGCCAGAAUUAUAGUGUCUGCAGGAAGAUGAAUAUUCAUUCAUGGAGUUCAGCCCUUCUCAGAGCACUGCACACUUCAGUGUGUUUUCUUCUUUCUUUCAGGGUUCAGUUGCUUAUGUGUCCCAGCAAGCCUGGAUUCAGAAUACCACUUUACGGGAAAAUAUUCUUUUUGGCCUGGAACUGAACAAGCUCUACUAUGAAAAGGUUUUGGAAGCCUGUGCUUUGUUGCCAGACUUGGAGCAAUUACCAGCUGGGGAUGAAACAGAAAUUGGAGAAAGGGUAAGUGAAAAUGCCCAUGUGCGUGGAAAGUUUAUUCAGGGUAGGGAUUAAAUUUAAAAGUACUAAGAAAGACAGUUGGGUUUCAUUAGGGAUCUGUCUGAGCCGUUUUCAAAUUGUACUCUUUUGGUUGUGGUGAUAGUUCAUUGCUGAGAUGAACCUGCGCCCUUAAUAAAAUCGGAAAAGCAGACUAAGAGUGUUUGGGGUAAUAUUGUGUACUUAACAUAACACAGAAAAUAGACUUUGCACUGACUUAGUGACACUAUUACUCCAUGUGGAGUGACUGGCAUGUAGCAAGAUGUUCAAGUUCACAUUGACAUACAUGUCCCUGUGCAGUUCUUACAUGAAGAACUGUCACUUAACGUUUACAGAACUCUGUAAAAGGUCUUCCUGCAGGAGUUCUAUACAGGUGUACCUCUGGAUGCGAACGGGAUCCAUUCGGGAGCCCCGUUUGCAUCCUGAAGCGAACGCAACCCGCGUGCGCAGGUCGCGAUUCGCCGCUUCCGCACAUGCGUGUGACGUCAUUUUGAGCGUCUGCGCAUGUGCGAGUGGCAAAACCUGGAAGUAACGUGCUCCAUUACUUCUGGGUCGCCGCGGAGCUCAACCCGAAAAUGCUUAAACUAAAGCUAUUUCAACCUGAGGUAUGACUGUAUGUUUACAAUAACACAUCUAUUGACAGAAAUCCUUUGGGACUGCAGUGUGAAUAUUAUUCAGGGGAUCUGUGGCCUUCCAGAUAUUGUCGGACUACAACUCAUCUUCCCUGGCCAUUGGCCAUGCUGGCUGGGUUAAUAGAAGUUGUGGUUCAACAGCAUCUGGAGGGUCCCAUGUUCUCCACCCAAUAUUAAACACACCAGCAGGUAAAAGAGUGAAACUUGGCCAAAGCACAGGUCAUUUUCUAACCACUUUUUAUUUCUUGUUUUUAUACUCUACUGAUAAGAGUAUUUCUUUUUUAAUAUUAUCAAUAUUAAUGUGUAUUAUUAAGGAUUUUGGGACUGGGGUGGGAAGUACAUUAUUGGUUUUUUAAAAAAGUUUUAAAUAGUAUUGGCCUUAUUUUUUCCUAGGGAGUGAAUAUAAGUGGUGGCCAGAAACAGAGAGUCAGCCUAGCUAGAGCUGUCUACAGCAGUGCUGAUCUCUAUUUAUUAGAUGAUCCCUUAUCUGCAGUAGAUGUCCAUGUUGGGAAGCAUCUUUUUGAGAAGGUGAUUGGGCCCUCAGGCUUAUUGAAAAACAAGGUACGUAAUGAUGCUUCUUUUCAGUCUUUGGAAUUAAUACUUUUAACAUGUUUCUUCUAUUUAACAGUGUAAAAUAUAAACAUGGUUGUGUUUUCUUUCUCCCAAGACUCGUAUUUUAGUGACACACAACCUUGCAAUCCUCUCUCAGACCGAUAUAGUUGUCAUGAUGGAAGAUGGUAGAAUUACUGAAAUGGGAAGUUACAAAGACCUACUCUCUCGAAGAGCAAACUUUGCUGAGCUUAUUCAAACCUUUGGCGGAGGAAAGGAAGAUGAAGAGAGGCCCUCAGUGUCAAGUAGGCAACAAAACAGAUUUGUACAAGCCAACUUGCGUUCUUUUGUUUUGUGACAUUUGAACCCUGUGCUCAAAAUGAUAAAAGCCAAUGCAUGUGUAUUGUGCCUACCUCCUUUCAGACAUACCUGUUAUAACCCUGGUUUCCAUAGAUUUGGCUUAUUGCCUCCAUGACAUGUAGGACUUCCCUAGUUUUGAACAGUAGCGAUGACACCUUAUCUGCUAUAUAUGUGCAUGUAGGAAUCAAUUACUUUUUGUCUCUCCUCCUCCCAAGGAGCUCAGGCAGAAUAUAGUGUCUCCCUGUGGGUUGGCUAUAAACUUAUAAAGUAGGUUAAACUGAAUGGGAGUGCUUAGGCCAGGGACACCAGAUUCCUUCAUGGGUGAGUUGUGGGAAUUUGAACCCAGAUCUCUUCAUUCUAAGUCCAGUACUUUACCCAUGACACCAUACCCUGUCAUGAAACUCACCAUUUAGAUAUUAUAGCAAAUAGCAUGUAAAGUGCAAUGGGAUGGUACUCAAGUGUGAUCUUGCUGCCCCAUCAUGCACUGAAUGUUCAGUGCAUUUCUGCUGUGUGUGUGUGUGUUUAAUAAUUCCAUCUUCUGCCACUUUGGGCUUCUUGAACCUAUAAGAUUUCAAGAUCUGCUAAAAUCUGAUGCAUGGAAAAACAAAAUAAUCCAGUUUAUUUUAGCCAGAACUUCUUUCUGACUAGCCUAGAUCAUUCAUAACUGGCUGUAUUUGUCUAUGGGAUUCACUCUCUAGAAAUAACAGUCCAAUUAUUCUUUGUGAGUCCCUCCCAUGCGGUGAAGGAGAGGUGGGCCCCAACCCUGAUCUUGUCAGAGGUUGUUGGUUCUGAUGGGCCUUUUGAUGGAAAAGGAAAGAAAAAAGUGAACAGAUAACCACUUGUAUAAACAAGUCAUUUGUAACAGUCAAAUUAAUCCUUUUGCUUAAAUUCAGCUAGCUUUAGAUGCUGGAAUAUCAUAUUAUAAUAUUUCAGUACUUCUUUUGUGCCCAGUAGAAUGGAUGGCUGCAUUCAUUUUGUUGGGGCAGCGGGAGGGUGGGGAUCACUGACCGACUAAUGAAUGAACAUAGAAAUUAAGUUCACAUCAUCUGUAUAUGUUUUGUAUCAGCAGUUAAAUGAUCUGUUUCUAUUCUGAUGAAUGUUCAUUUGACUACACUUUAUUGUGUUGAAUCCAAAAACGUGUUUGCACAAAAACACAAGUUCUCUUUUUAUGACUUCGCACAAGCUCCUUGCCUGAGCAGAGAGGAGAAUUCAGAGAUGUUCUGCUGUUUGUACAAGUCAUUGCAUAAGCUGUUGUUUGAUGUUGCACAAAGUGCCUUCUGCUAGAUCUUGCACAACAGCUCAUGGUGCUGUUCAGCUCACAGCACCAUUGCCAGAAUUUCUGGUGUCUCUGGAUUCAACCCAAUAUAUCGCAGGUAUUUCAGUAGGUAAUUAUUAUUAUUUAUUAUAAAUCCUGUUUAACCUUAUUCUUAAGGUAAAAUCAAAACAAGAGACCACAUUGUACCAAAGAAAAGACAGCUGGGGGAAAAAGACAGGUGAGUACUCAGAAAUAGCUGCUAGAGCCACUUUCCAUGAGGUAAUUUUAAACUGUUGUUUGUUUUAAAGUAGAGUUGUAAUUUUUUAUUUAUUUGUUUUAUCUUUCGUAAGCUGCUUUGAAGUUGUUGUUUUUACAGUGCAAGUGGUGUAUGAAUUUUAUAAAAUAAAGUAUACAUGAUAGCUCAAAACAGAGAAAAGUAGAGCUGCAAAUGCAUUCAGAGGGGGACCAGCAGUUCUCUUACUAUAUACAUUGGCUGUCAUUUGGAUCUUGUGGAUCCAGUGGUGGCUGGUGCCCCCAAAGCUGAAGGCAUACACAAAGAAACUCUAGCCUUACUCAAACCAAGAUAAUAGGAUAUGCGGUAGUUACGAAAUUGGAGGGUUCUUGCAGAGUAGGUAGCCGGCUUUACAGAUGGACAGAAUCAUCUUGAAGCAGAGACCAGGAUAGUGUAGCUGUAACUAACCAUCCGCCCUGCAAAUACCCAGAUGUCUUUCUCCUUUUCUGCAGCCCCAGUCUGGGAGAUGGGGAGUUCUAAAAUGGAUUUUUCAGUUCAGUACUAUAUGAAAACCACUCUUAAUAGCUUUCACUCCUAGAGUGGAGGCAUCCAAAGAGUUCAGUGCCAUGAGUGAGUGUUUGCUAAAUUUCUGUCUUGCCCUUCCUUCCAAAGGCAGCAAACAACAAAGUAGUAAAAACAAUGCAAUAGUGCAUCCUCCACCCCCUUGAAUCAUUUGCUUUUCAUUUAGAUUUGUGGUGCAGCCCUCUUGUGGGCAUAUUAUAGAACCACAGGGCAAGAUCCUAAUGCCCAUGAGUGGAAUUGGGCUCUUUGCCUAUUUCCCACUGGAGCACACUAUGCCAAUGGAAAACCUUUUCUCAUGAGACCCCCCCACCCACAAUGGUGUGGAAUGUGAUAUGGGGAGCAGGAACAGGAAGGAGGAAUUGGUGAAGGAAAUGCAAGUGGCAAUCUCCUUUGUUUGUGCUCCAAUUCCUUAUUGCGCACUUACACAGAAUUGUGGGUUUGUCUUCUUCAACCCGCCCUUGAUGUAAGUGGCCUGAGGCUGGGGCACACCUGUACUCCUGUCCAUCAGAGAAGGUACAGUUUCUGCCUAUUCUGUAGAGGACCUGAAGGUUUUAAUACUCACAACUUGUUUUUAGAUGGGUUCUAUGUUUUGUUUUUUAUUUUAAUAUAAAACAACUUUUGUUGCAAUUCUUCUUUUGAUCAAAGGAAUGCAUUCUUAAUGAAGAAAGAAAAAGUUGCCACUGGUUCUGUAAGUAUUUUUUUUAAUGUUAUUUACAUGUUUCUAAAAUGCAACAAGCAGUUAAAAUAAAUUGUAGAUGCAAAUGUGAAAUCAGUUGCUUGAAGGGGAGAAUGUAUUUUUGAAGACUCAUUAUGCGAAAUUGAGUUUUAUAAUUUUAUAUUGGGUUUGAAGAAGUAUAAAUCACUUAUUCUACCUACUUAAUUUACCAAGACUAUCCUGUCUGCAUAUUGUAAUAACUCUCAUGAACAUCUUUUAUAUUUAGAUGAGAAUGUCAAUUGUUUUGAAGUACCUACAAGCGUUUGGCUGGUCAUGGGUAUGGCUAACCGUAGCAGCUUACAUAGGCCAAAAUGUUGUAGCCAUAGGGCAAAAUCUGUGGCUCAGCACAUGGACAACAGAAGCAAAAGAAAUCAAAGACUACACAGAAUGGAAACACUUAAGAAACUACAAACUUAGUAUCUAUGGGCUCUUGGGAUUCCUACAGGGUAAGCCUGCGCAUAUGAGGCAUCUGACUAUUUUCUUUGCUUUUCCAAGUUUAGCUUCCUUGGCAUUCCUACACUAAGAUUCAUGUAAACCGUGGUUAAUUCUUGCGGUCAUUCUGCAAGGUUGGCCCCUUCUUUCUGCUUACCUGCAGAUGGCAAAGGAGGCAUUUAAUUGUUCAUCAAUAUUACAAACACUGCUUUAGUGUGAUGCCACUUAACACACGCUAGGGAGAUCUGUGGAGGUGGUAUGCCAAAGGCAUGCUUUGUAGGAAACAAACAGUUCAGGGAACCUCUUUGCUGCAUGCAUAAUACAAUCUGAACAAGGGCAGGGAACUGCUUACUGUGAUUUUGCAUGCUCUGGUACCUCAGGCUUCCGUGCAGCGUUGAGUCGCUGCUUGGGGUUUCCUGGAAGUUUGAAGGGCCCACUGAGUUAAACUCUUUACUUCAUCAUCUCUCUCCAUACUUUGGAGACCAGCAGAGAGGAUGGAUUAAGGUUCACACAAAGCUAUCUUGAAUGGAGAAGCUGCUGUGGUGAACUCUUUGAAACUAAGUUAGAUGAAAUUCUUAAUGUUGCCUUUAAUACUGUUCAUCCAAGGUCUUUUGGUUUGCUGUGGUGCGUAUGUGCUCACUAGAGGAUCUCUCUCUGCAUCUCGGUCUUUGCAUCAUCAGUUGCUAGACAGUGUGCUCCACCUUCCACUCCAGUAUUUUGAAACUAACCCCGUAGGUCAAAUCAUCAACAGGUUCACAAAGGUAAGGAGCAAAUACUCUCUGUCUGUUUUGUGUUUCACCUUUGGGAGGGUGGUCAGAACCUGCCUCUCAUCCUUGGGUCAUGGGAAAGUUACUCACCCUUUCCUGCCGCCCCCCCGGUGUGAAUGCAUCUCAUACUGUCAUCACUGCAAGAAGCCACUGGUCCAUUUUCCUUUCCAUGUUGACAGUGAUGACAAUUUCCAGUUGGAAGGAUGCAUAUACAGGGCUAGAUCACAUGAGUUUUUUCAUCUAGAAAUGUCAGUCCUUACUCAGAAGAAGGGCAUUCUGGAAAGUUUUUUAUAUCCCAUUUCUUUAGUAAACAUAUGUCCCACCCUUUUAAUCAGUUUGCAUUGCUCAGGCCAGCUUACAACAAUUUAAAUAAAACAAUCAGUUAAAAUCAGUAUCUGUUUGAAAGAUUCUCGUAGCAGCCUAUCAUUACCUCUGUCAUUACCUUUCUGUAUCUCUUUUUCUUUAAAUGAAACAGUAAAAUGCCUUCAUGUGCAAGAGAAUUCUUGCCAAGGUUCAGGCAAUGCAACAAAAUCAACACCUCUCACUCUGUGGUACCCCCGUCAACUUAUUCCAGCUUUUACAGCUAUUUCCUAUUUCUUAUUUCUUAUGAGACCUACCCGGGCAAGUAUCAACUGCAGUGUGACCUUGAAUAUAUUUUAUUAUAAAAAAUUAAGAACAUAGCAACAAAAGCACAACUAUGUAUAGCAGUGUAGCACUAAAAUAAUUUGCGCAUUUAUUUGGAAGUUAGAAAGAGUCUGAUUAGGUGUAUUUAAUCAGAUUGAAAAGAGAUCUAGGCUGCAUUCACAUGGCUGGUCUGUUUUGCUGACAUUUCACUGUUAUUUUCCGCAUUAUAUUUCAGUUUCAUGUAAAAGCUGCUUCUGGAAAUCUAGCAGGAUCUAGUGGCAGUUUUGUGCUCAUUUCCAUGUUAAUUGCUUCUAGGAAAAUUGUGUGAAUAAAGCCUAUUCCUGGAAGGCAUGUGAGGGAUGAGUGCACUGUCAUGGUUUACUUAAAUGUUGGGCUUUGUGUUGGAAACUGGCCCCCUCGGGAAAGGCUGGCUCCUCUUCCCAGUCACUUGGGGCCUGUUGCCGGUGACCUACCCUGGCUGGCAUCCGGACAGACCAGGAAGGUCUUUGAUAAGCAACACCUCCCUCCUGAAACGUGCACACUCCUCUCCCCAUUGCAUAGCAGCAGGAGAAAGAAAACAGUCUGAAAAGUAGUCUAUUUGAUCCUACUUUUAUUCCCGAACUGUACACUGUACAAAAGCAUGACUUCUCUCUCAGAAUCCUCCGAACAACUGACUCACUCCUCCUGGACACAAACAACAGGAAGGUUUCAUGUUACACUGAGAACACAACCCUAAGAACAGGUUGGAACUUCCUGUCCCACGCUUAGACCCAUCAUGUGAUGUAAACAUUGAGCUUAUUCGCAGCUGCGUAGUACUCAUAUCAUAACACUUUGACCCUGUAGACUUCACUACCGCUUCUGUUUCUUAAAGGUAUACAGCCUAGGGGCAACACCUACAAAUGCAGUUCUAUGAACAUGGUAGUAGAGAAACAAUCAAGUGUUUUCAAAUAUAUAAGAAGGAUUUUUUUUAAAAAAAAUGUCUGUUCUUUCCCCCCUCUUUCCAAUUAUCCUAGGAUAUGUUUAUAGUUGAUAUACGUUUCCAUUAUUAUCUACGGACUUGGUUGAACUGUACACUAGAUGUGGUUGGAACGAUCCUUGUGAUUGUGUAUACAUCACCCCUGUUCAUACUGGGGGUUAUUCCGCUUGGAUACUUAUAUUUCACUGUGCAAGUAAGUUGAAUAAGUGCCAGGCUGAGCAUUCAGAAAAAUAAUAAUAAAACAUAUCCUUGUUUUACUCCCAUUUAUUUUAUUUUAAUUAUAUUAUCUAACUGAAAGGGAAGAGGAAGGCAUUCCUCUUGAGCAGUUGACUUGCAUUGCACAAUUCAGGGGAAAGUUGCUGUUCUGCUAUCCAAGGCCUAUAUUUAUUCUAAGAUGUAGGGUACGUAGGAGGUUUUCUGGUCUAAGGCAAUUCAUAUAUUUAAGAGUUUUGUAUGCUGCCCUUUGCCAGUAGGCCACAGAGAGGCUUACAACAAUACCAUAUAAAACAAUACAAUUGAAUCAAAUCAAAACAAUGCCCUGGUGCCCUAUACACACUUCUUACCUGUCCCUCCCUUUGUCUGUUUUCAUUAGCGAUACUAUAUUGCUAGUUCCAGACAAAUCCGACGGUUAUCUGGAGCUACGCAAACACCAAUAAUUUCACACUUCAGUGAAACGCUUGUAGGUGUAUCCACAAUCAGAGCAUUCGGACAUCAGGAAAGAUUUCUUAAUCAGAACAAAGAUGUUGUCAAUGAGAACAUGGUUUGCUUCUACAACAACGUGAUCUCAAACAGGUACUGUAUUAAUGAUCCUAGGAUAUCAUGGGAAAGGAUUUAUACACAGAUUAGGAACAUAGGAAGAUUCCUUAUACGGAGUCCAUCUGAUUCAUUUAAAGCAACUCUCAACUUAUGUGGGGGUUAUGUUCUGGGGAUAGCGUGUAAAUCUAAAAUUGAGUAUAUUCAAAACACAUUGGGUUCAAUGGCGGGUGGGAUUGCCAAAGUUCUUUUUCCAGAAGUAGCUUUUUCCCUGGACGCCCGCCCCACUUCUGCCCCCUUUUACUUUCCAAGUGCACAAAGCUGAAUGCACACAAGUUAAAUGUCUGUAAGUUGUAAGUUACCUGCACUGGCUGCACUGACAGGCAGCGGUGCUCAAGGAUUUCAGGUGGGCCGGGGUCAGGGAUUGAAGCUGGGACCUUGAGCCCAUGCUAGGCAGGUGCACUACCACUGAGCCACAACCCUUCCCCAAAGCACCAAGCUAUAUUCUUAUUUUAAUUGACAGGACUGAAAAUGCAGAUAUUUCUAACCAAUUUGAUAACUGUGUAAUUGAAUCCUAAUUAAUCUGGGCAUGCAUUUAUGACAGGUGGCUGGCUGUCAGACUUGAAUUUCUGGGAAACUUGAUGGUCUUCCUUGCUGCAUUGCUUGCAGUGUUUGCUGGGAGCAAGGUGGACUCUGCUACAGUAGGAUUAUCAAUAACAUAUGCACUGAAUGUAAGUAAGUAAGCAUUUUUUUUUAAUGCAGUUACAGUACUUGGAAAAUGGAUUGCAAAUUUGGUAGGAGUGGAAUCAUUGAUGUUACAGUAAGCCAAACUCUGCGGUAAUCCAGCAGUUCUAAGAAGUCUCAAAGUGCUGCCAACACAUUGGGUUGGCUCCAGAUAAGGGCAAGUGGCUGUCCAAUUUGCAUAUUAGGUCUCCUAGCUCAUUCAGUUUAUAUUCCCCUUUCCCAUCUCAAGAGACCCUCUGGAACGGCAUGGAGGGGGACAGGAAAAUUAAGAAGUGUCUUUCUGCUCACACAAGAUGCCUUUGGAUCUAAGCCAUUCAGUAUGCCUAGCAGCAUAACAUUGGUUUUAAGUAUUUCUUAAAACAGGGUAAAACUACCAUUUCCUUUAUAUUUAGUCUAUGCAGUGACUGUCUAGAACCACACCGAUUUUAACAGGUUAAACCCACUGCAACAAGUUCUGUAUUCAUUUAUUACAGAUAACUCAAAGUUUGAAUUUUUGGGUCCGAAAAGCAUGUGAAAUUGAAACCAAUGCAAUCGCCAUUGAAAGGGUUUGUGAGUAUGAAAAGACAGACAAAGAGGUAAAACAGUUUUUGUGAAAUGACGAUAAGCAUACAACUUGAAAUUAAGUAAUGAAGAAUUUUUUGAAAAAAUAAUUGGCAGAGAACUGGAAGGCUGAAACCUUUCCCAAGUUUAGGUUGUGAUUGCUGCUGAAGCAGCCUUUAAAAGGGUGGGAUAAACUGCUGCAAAGAGCACCUGCUUUCAGUUAGUCCCUGCUCUCCUGUGUAAGCAAAGAGGAGCAGGAACUGAGCAGGGAACCCUGUGCUUUUUACCUCAUUGCUGCUCAAUGGAGCAGUCUCUGUGAGAGCCAGUUACAUCAACUCUGGCAGGGACUGCUUUGCCACACAGCGAUGAAGGGGACAAAAAUUGGGGAAAACCAAAGGCAAGGAGACCCUUUAUUCUGGAAUAUGAUGGUCCUUUUCAAAGGUUGAAAGGAUCAGCAUACAGUGGGGUUUCCAAGAAGUUCCCAUGUAUCUGAUGGUAUCAGUUAUGUCAGCUGAUGGGCAGGUAGCCAUGGGCCAGAGAUUCUCCAAACUUUUGCAGCACAAGGAUUUGUGCUUGUGCAACAGAAUUUUCUCCCCUCUCCUUUCCCCUUGCCCACACCAAAUUUGCUUGUGGGUGGUGUGGGGUGGUGGGAACACAGAACAGAUUUAGGGGGUGCACAGGGGAGGAGAUGGGGCAAAGUUCCAUUGUGCAAGCACAAAUCCUUGUGCUCAUGGAAAAAGUAGCUUAGUGCUUCCUUGGAUAGAAGCCUGGACAGGCAGCUUCAGCUUGCAGUGGUCAGGGGCUAAUUUUAUAUAUUGUGAAAUACUUUCAAGUACAUGUUUUGAUGCUCACUAAUUUGUGGCUUGUUUUAUCGGUUUCAAAGUUUGUUUAUCCCUUUUAGGCCCCCUGGAUAUUAUCCAAUCGUCCACCUGUGGGAUGGCCCAAGGAAGGAAUAAUACAGUUUGUAAAUUUCCAAGCUCGGUACAGGCCAGAUCUGGACUUGGCUCUGCAGGAUGUAACUUUUCAAAGCUGCAAAGAAGAGAAGGUAACGUGCCAAAAUUAAGUACUCUGUCAUACCUGUUUCCCUUUUAAAAAUAUAAUAUCUACUUAAAUAUAUGUUUUCAAAGUCUGUUGUGUAAUUUGUGGCUGCUGUUCUUGAAACUGAGUGCCCCUGGUUUAAGUGAUUUCCUGUGGACAAAAAGGAGUUGGAUGGGGCCCAUCAAGCUUCUCCAUCUUAAAAUGCUGCCCGUCUAACAUCAAUAGAGGGCUGUAACAUGUCUGUAUUCAAUUGUGCUAUCAGGCUGUCCCUUCAGUUUGGAAAUGUAGCAUUUUUCAGGCAUCACAGCUCCAAGUGCACACCAGAACAAGCAUAGGGCCUUGGUUUGGAGCAAACUUGCUUCUAGACUGGAUUGUCAGCCAGUGCCCUUGACCAGUUGAAAACAUGCUCAGUUCUUUAUUACUUUAUUUUGAAAGAUGUAUAAACUGCUCGCAUAAUAAAAUAUCAGAGUGGUAUGCAGAAAGCAAACAAAAAAUAAGCAUAAAAUGUGUACCAAAACCAAUGACAAUUAAAGUAGCAAUAGCAGCAGAAGGUAAUCAGCGGACAAUCAAUUUUAAAAAAUCAUUCAGAAAAGGUUUGUGUAAAAAAGAAGGCAUUUAGGUUUUUGUUAGUGAUCUCAGGACACAAUCUAUAUUUGUGUGGGUGGGUGCACUGUUGAGCUUUGUGGCUAUUCCUGCAUGGCACAAGCACUGUGGCUGAUGUGUGAACCAGAAAAAGCAAUCAGUUAUCUGCUAAUGUUGGCCACUAACCUUUGCUAGUAGAGAUUUCUUGUUGAAGGCUUUUAUUUUUCAAGACUUUUUUGCUUUUUUUAUAUGGAACUAUACUGUUUUCUUUGCAUGUGUUAAGUAACAUAGUGAAACUGCUGCCGUUUUAAAAUGCACAUAUAUUUUGAAAAGUAUUCUUGUUACAGAUUGGAAUAAUAGGAAGAACAGGAGCUGGCAAAUCGACUCUCACAAAUAGUUUGUUUAGGAUAAUAGAAAGAGCUGGAGGCAAAAUAAUCAUUGAUGGCAUUGACAUAUCAACUAUUGGUUUGCAUGACCUACGUGGCAACCUGAACAUUAUUCCACAGGUUAGCAUUGUGUGCGUGUGUUCGUAUGUGUCUGUCUAAUAUCCACACAAUUCUUUUAUAAGCUUUAGUCUUUUGAAUUCUGUCAUUAUUCUUUUGACAAUAAUUUUAAUGAACUUGUCAAAAAAUAUUGUAAUCCAUUAGGUCCACUUGUUGAUUUUGCAUUGCAUUUAACCGCCUGCUGUCUUGGAAGAAACCAGUCCUUUACUGACUAUUGUAGGAGAGGGGAAAAUAGGGGAUAACAUAUGAAACAUGUAUCAGGAAUGCCUGCCCAGGGAUUCAAGAAUUUAUGCCUAGUUAGUGGCAUAUUUCAGAGUUCUUUCCACCCUUUUCCCACUUCCUAUUGCAUGGGCUUCUCAUUGCCCACUGAUCUCCUGCCUUUUUUCCAACUGCCCUUCUGAUGAAAGCUUUCUCUAAGAUAACUGGCAUGACAACAGCCUUUGGCUUUGGCCAAGUUUAUUGUGCUCUGGUAGGUAGUGUGCUGUCCAUUUGCCACAAGGGAAUAACAGCCCAUGGUCUGUCCCUCCUGGUCUUCAGAUUCAGCUAUCUUUACAAAUAAAUUUGCCAUUUAUUCUGUUUGCACUCAAGGAGGUUGAUGCCAAUCUAUUGCUUCUUUACAAAUAUAUCUAAAACCAGUCAGGAUUUAAUAGCUUAAUGAUGGGGAGGGGAGGCGGAGGAACAGCAGCCCUUCCUGACCCCAUCCCAAAGUAAUAUCAAUCUGAAACCUAAACUCGCUAAUAUUAUACUACAUGGAAAUACUGUCUAGACAUUAUUCCAUAGGACCCGGUCUUAUUCUCAGGGACACUGCGGUCAAACUUGGAUCCACUUGGAAGAUACUCUGAUCUUGAACUGUGGGAUGCACUGGAAUUGUGUGACUUGAAGAACUUUGUACAGUCACUCCCAAAGAAACUUCUCCAUGAGAUCUCCGAGGGUGGUGAAAACCUGAGGUAUGUCUUAAACUAUGUUAAGAGGUGAGCUACGUAACCUGAAGAAUAAUGAUCUCCACUAGCAGAGGAGUACUAGUAUUCCAAAGUGGUGUUCUACUGAUGAAGCUACCCACAGAUAGUGUUACUUGGCAGGCCCAAAGUAAGGGACAAAGGGUGAAGAAACAUUACCAUUCUCUACUUGGAUGUCUGUGUGGUGUAGUGGUUAAGAGCGGUAGUCUCAUAAUCUGGGGAACCGGGUUCGCGUCUCCGCUCCUCCACAUGCAGCUGCUGGGUGACCUUGGGCUAGUCACACUUCUUUCAAGUCUCUCAGCCCCACUCACCUCACAUAGACUGUUUGUUGUGGGGGAGGAAGGGAAAGGAGAAUGUUAGCCGCUUUGAGACUCCUGAAGGGGAGUGAAAGGCGGGAUAUCAAAUCCAAACUCUUCUUCUUCUUCUCUUCUUCACCUUAGACCUAUCCAGAGAUUUGCAGGGUGGGGGUUGUUCUUGCACAUAUUAAACUGCCCUAGACAGAGUCUGUCCACAUAUCCCCAUAUUUGCUUUCUCAGACUGGCAGUGGUUUUCUAAUGGGAUAUCCAAAACAGUCCUUUUCUAGCACUGUUGCCACCUUCGAUCCUUUUGUAGUCAUCCUUUUUGUGUACACACACAAACAUAAAACUUGCAUGCCUAUUCACAAGAUGGUGCAGCAGCCACCAGCUGCCCAAUCAGAAACUGAGGCCUAGCGCCAUUCAAGAGCACGUACUAAAACUGUAUUUCUGUUUUUGUCAGCAUGGGGCAGAGACAGCUUGUCUGCCUGGCUCGUGCUUUGCUACGAAAGACGAAAGUAUUAAUCUUGGAUGAAGCAACAGCCUCUGUUGACAUGGAAACAGACAAUCAAGUGCAAUCCACAAUCCGGUCAGAAUUCCACAACUGCACAGUACUAACCAUUGCCCACAGGCUGCAUUCCAUACUGGAUUCUGAUAGGUAUGUUGCUGUAAGUGCCAUGUGGUUUUCCCACCCCUCUAAGCAGCUCCUGAAAGUAAAGGGAUAAACUGGUUUCUGCUUGGGCCUGGUGCAAACAAAAUCACCAUCCCGCCUCAGUUUCCGUGGACUGUCUCCUCAUAAAAAAGAACUGCCAUCUACUGCCUAUUGAAUGCUAGGUGGGUAGCACUACUGGAUUCAGUAGAAUUUGCCCAUUGUAAUACACACAAAGCUCAAUGGCAAAGUGUGUUUGGAGCCACAGAUUUGUAGAAUCAAAUUUGUUUGAUGAAAAGGUAAUUGUAUUCAGGAAUUUAGAGGUCAGCAUUUUAUUUUUUUUAAGAAAAUUCUUUGGAAGAUAGGAAGCUACUUUGUAUCAUGUCAGAUUUAUUCAUCUACCUCAAUACGGUUGACUCUGGGUUAUUUCGUCUUUCACAUCACUUGCUAUCUUCUGUUUAAAUAGAAAUUUAACCUUCAAUCUUCAAUAAGCAGAGCUUGUGCUCUUAGACUGAGCUGUUCCUUGUUCCUUGUGGAGGUCAGGAACCUUUUGCCUUCCAGAAGUUGAGACUCCAACUCCUGUCCAGCAACAGCUGGAGAACCGCAGGUUCCCCUCUCCUGCCUUAAAGUAGUCAACCUUCAUCCCAGAAAUCUUUAAUUAACAAAUGAACUGCUUAAUGUAAAAUUUAUUUUGCAAGUUGAUCAGCUCUAACUCUUCCUAGAUUCAAGUUUUCCCCAUUACAUUGUUUUGCUCUUUCAGGGUGCUUGUUCUGAACUCUGGAAGGAUUGCUGAAUUUGAUACUCCAGCCAGGUUGCUACAACAGAAAGGCAUAUUUUAUGAAAUGGUAUCAGAAGCUGGAAUACCACAGGAGGCAGACACCCAAUCUUUAAUAUGAACAGUGCUUAUUAUUUUCCUGAAUUCUUCUACAAGAAUUAUAGCAAUAAUUAUUUCAUUUUAUAGGGAUUUUUUAAAAAGAAAAUUAAAAAUGAACUGUGUUGCCAAUAUUAAAUGUUUUUAAUAC